GUUUGUGUUGUAAAGCAGUGGACAGAGAAGACGAUGAGUACGAUGAAGCCAAGUCGGAGCGACGAAAUAUCCGACCCGGAUCAACAGAUCAAGAACGCGAACCAGAUCAGAGCUGAUUUCGAUUCCUUGGCUCCCAAACGACCCACUAAACCAACUCGAAGCGAACCGGGACCUCCUGGAUCUUUCUCUGCUUCCGACCAAACCACCGACCAUCCUGAAGCUGACAAAUUCAGAUCUCUCCAGUCACAAACUCAUGGUAAAGUUCUAGGUGAGGGAGAUUCAUCUGCAGUUCAAGAUGAGUUCUCGGAAACAGAGUAUUACACAAAUCUCACUGCCAUUGAUAAGCAACAUCACACGACCGGAAGUGGGUUUAUAAAUGUGGUCAAGGAAGACGGAGGUGAAGCGACCGAGGCCGUAACCGCCGCCGCAAUCGGAGACGGAGGAGAAAAAGCGGUUUACAGAAGCAAUCCGGCGACGAACGAAUGGAUUCCUGCGGCGGAGGAAGAUUUUGAUUCCGAGUCUUCCUCUAAACCAAACCGGAGCGAGAGUUCUUGAAUUGAUCUUUCAAACAUCUGCUUUAUCUUCUUGUUCCAGAUGUUCUGUUUCUUGAUAUUAUGGUAAUAAAAUAUUAAAAAAAUA
Messenger RNA from Arabidopsis arenosa, 639 nucleotides. The record is from the annotation of a GenBank genome assembly. Lineage: Eukaryota; Viridiplantae; Streptophyta; Magnoliopsida; Brassicales; Brassicaceae.